Molecule: messenger RNA, 1737 nt
Organism: Rotaria sp. Silwood2
Lineage: Eukaryota; Metazoa; Rotifera; Eurotatoria; Philodinida; Philodinidae
Source: the annotation of a GenBank genome assembly
AUGAGUAAAGAUAUGAAACAUGUCGUUGACAAUGUUGAUUCAUCAUCAAUAAAAUAUGUUCGUUGUAAUGUAACUUGUUUACUUGAUUUACCAGAUAAAAUUAUAUUUCAUAUAUGUCGUUAUAUGUCAUUAUUUCAUAUUCUCUAUUCAUUUUACACACCUUCGACACCUGAAAUGCGUCUUCAUCCUGUUAUUUAUGAUUACUACACAACGAUAAAAAUUGAUCGAAUAACGAAUAAUGAAUAUGUUUAUUUGUCAAAUUUAUUUUUUCAUUUGAAAACUCCUCUUCGACCUAAAUCAUUAAUAUUGAGUAAUGAAAAUGUUAGUUGUGUAAUUCAACGUUAUUUUAGUUAUAUAUGUAGAAAUAUAAUCCAAUCAAUAUUUAUCCAUUUGAGAUACUUUACAUUAAUCGAUUGUUCUUCAAGUGAUCUUAAUACAAUUGAAAAAUAUUGUUUAGAUAUGAAACAAAUCGAAUAUUUUCAUAUGACUAUUUGUAAAACAAAUGAACAUUUUAGUCGAUUUAUCGAUGAUAAGCCUGAUGCAUCAAUCAAUCGAUUAGUAUUCGGUAGACGACGAAUGUAUUCUUUACACAAACUUAUUAUUGAUUUUUCUGAUGGACUUGAAUUAUAUAAAAGAUUAAUACCUCAUAAAUCUCUUCGUUACAUUGAUUUAGUUUUAAAAACUAUCGAUGAUUUAUAUAUAUUACUUGAUGGACUUGUACCUAAUAUAGAAAAGAUGAUUAUUCAAUUACAUCAUUCACGAAAACUCUCUUGUGUUCGUCCUAAAAAUACACUACCGUAUUUUCGGUUAACUGAAUUUACAUUGUUAGAAAAUCAUACUGAAUUUUUUAUUAAUGAUAUUAAAUCUAUUCUUAAUUAUAUGCCUGCUUUGAUUAAAUUAACAUUAAGUAUUCGUGAUACACGUGAUCUAAUAUUCUGUCAAGGUCCUAAGUUAGAAUCCAUAUUAAAUGAACAUUUACCACAUCUCUGCCAUUUUGAUUAUACAAUGACGCAUAGAAUUACUGAUUCAAAAUUAAUUGAAGAUUUUAUUCAAUGGCCAAUGAAUAUUGUUUUCUAUGAAAAUGGAAAUGUACAAUGGGUUCAUAUAUUUUCAUUACCAUGGCCAUCAAAUAAAAAUGAUAAACGACAACUCCCUAUUGUCAGAAAUGGAUAUAACACAUCAGUUACAUCAAAUGUAAAACAAACUAAAUAUAUGACUCAUGUAUUGAUUACAAAACAUAAUCAAUUAAACCAAUUGAAGAAACAUUUUCGUCGAGUUAAUCAAAUAACAACUUGUUUAUUUAUUGAUAUAAAAUUACCGUCACGUAUUUCUAAACUGAUUCUCACAAAACAAUCUCCUAUUACUUCAAUAAGUUCGAUAGUCCAAUAUUCAAUUAGUCAUCUUACUGUUGAAUGUUGUUUAAGUAAUGAAGGAGAAAUUGAAAUUCUUGCUAAUCAAUAUCCUAAUGUUAAAUAUUUGAAAUUAUUAUUUCCACUCGAAAAAACUUCAAAUAUUCGUUGUUUUCAGACAUUGUUUAGUGUUGAUGACAAUAUCAAUGGAAAUCGUCGUUUUUGGCCUCAAUUAAUAAAUUUUUCGACUAACUUCAAUCACAAAUCAAAUUUUAUUAUGGAUGAUAACGAUGUUCAACAUUGGCUCAAUCAAAAUACAGAUAUGAAAUUUGUUAAAUCUCGAUUUUAUGCUGAUUGUUUUAAUUCAACGUUCUAUAUUUGGUUUUGA